AUGAAUAAACUUUGUAGAGGCUGCUACUACACUUCCAAUCACUCCUCUAAUGAAUAUGGUCGGAUCAUCAUCAUCUGGAAAGACACUAUCUCGGUUCGUAUCCGACAUCAAUCAAGCCAAGCAGUCACUUGUGAGGUCAAGAUCCAGGGUACUGCACCAUUUGUGUACACAGCAAUUUAUGCAUCUAAUGAGCGAUCAGAAAGAACAGACCUAUGGGUAGAGCUGUUAAACACUUACCAGACUCACUCUCUCGACUCAGUUCCAUGGAUGUUGGGAGGUGAUUUUAACCAGAUAGUUCAUCCUACGGAGCACUCUCAUGCUGAUGUAAACUUUCUCUCUGCCAGCAUGGUUAAACUGAAGGACUGCCUCCACCAUAUGAGUUUGUAUGAUCUACGCUAUCAGGGCUCCUUCUUCACCUGGUCUAAUAAGCAACCUGAUUUCCCUAUUGCAAAAAAGCUUGACCGAUUACUUAUCAACAGCCAAAUCCUAAACCUCUUUCCUAACUGUCAAUCCUUCUUCCUCCCUGGCCUUUUCUCUGAUCAUUUCCCUUGCUUACUUGACCUUGCCUAUAAAACCCCCACUCAUGGUACCCGUCCCUUUAAAUUCUAUAAUUACCUAGCCAAACACCCUAGUUUUCACCAAGUGGUUUAUGAGGCAUGGACACAAGCCGGAAGCACUGCCUGGAACCUCACAGUUCUAUGCUGGAAACAAAAGCAAAUAAAGAGUGCCUUAAAAACACUAAACAGAGACAACUUUUCACAAAUACAGAUUAGAAUGAGUGAGGCUAACCGUUUGCUACAACAUGUGCAGGUGCAGGCUAUGCAAACUCCUACUUCUCAGCUAUUUGAAAUGGAGAAACAAGCGGUAGAGAGAUGGAAUUUUCUGAGGAUGAUAGAGGAGUGCUACUUUAAGCAACGAUCCCGCAUUAAUUGGCUGAAAGAAGGUGACCUGAAUACAACUUACUUCUAUCGGGUGGUGCAAUCACGCAUGAGCUUCAACACUAUUCAUUCCUUUAUCCUCCCCUCAGAUAACAUCCUAACGGAUCCACUUGACAUGAGUACGCAUGCGAUUCAACACUUUACAACAAUUCUGGGUAACCCCCUCCUCGAGUCUCCAUUGUGUCUACCACCGCCUGGUUUAGUUCCUUGA
Messenger RNA from Brassica napus (rape), 1149 nucleotides. RefSeq lists its product as uncharacterized. The transcript has a single exon. Lineage: Eukaryota; Viridiplantae; Streptophyta; Magnoliopsida; Brassicales; Brassicaceae. Bases 1 to 1149 code for a protein of 382 amino acids. Gene Ontology annotation, molecular function: catalytic activity. The record is from RefSeq and is a predicted model, not a curated record.